Messenger RNA from Ascoidea rubescens DSM 1968, 943 nucleotides. It is a transcript of the gene YPT7, whose product is annotated as Rab family GTPase YPT7. Gene Ontology annotation, molecular function: GTPase activity; GTP binding. The coding region runs from base 228 to 851 and encodes 207 amino acids. The record is from RefSeq and is a predicted model, not a curated record. Gene Ontology annotation, cellular component: phagocytic vesicle; fungal-type vacuole membrane; late endosome. Gene Ontology annotation, biological process: regulation of vacuole fusion, non-autophagic. The transcript has a single exon. Lineage: Eukaryota; Fungi; Ascomycota; Saccharomycetes; Ascoideales; Ascoideaceae.
CAAUUGAACAAUUCUCAUCCAGGCCUCAUUUGGUUUAUUCACAAACACCUCGAUAAACACAGUGUGAUAGAUAUCAGGAUUAUCCUGCUUAGAGUGUACUCUUACGUGUUUGAUAUUAUUUGUUACUAAGAUCUAGCUGUUGUGCUGCUCGCACCUAUUUAAUACACCUUAUCAAAUCAGCAUCUUCGCUAUUAUCGCCAUUAAUUGAGAAAGUAAGAAAAAAAAAAAUGUCAUCUAGAAAGAAAACUUUGUUAAAGGUUAUCAUAUUAGGGGAUUCGGGUGUUGGAAAAACAUCGCUUAUGCAACAAUUUGUUAACAAUAAAUUUUCGCAUCAAUAUAAAGCAACCAUAGGAGCCGAUUUCCUAACAAAGGAAAUGCUUAUUGAAGAUAAAAAUGUCACUAUACAAUUGUGGGAUACAGCAGGACAAGAGAGAUUUCAAUCACUAGGUGUUGCAUUUUACAGAGGAGCAGAUUGUUGUGUAUUGGUUUACGAUGUCACGAAUUCUAAAUCGUUUGAGAAUUUAUCUAGUUGGAAGGAUGAAUUUUUAAUCCAAGCUAAUGUUAAAAACCCAGACAAUUUUCCAUUUGUAAUUUUGGGAAACAAAAUUGAUUUGGAAGAAAACAAAAGGGCUAUUACAACCAAGAAAGCGUUAAGCUUGUGUGAAAGCUUGGGUAAUAUUCCAUAUUUUGAAACCAGUGCCAAAGAAAAUGUUAAUAUUGAGGUUGCAUUUGAUAUUGUUGCCAGAAAUGCAUUACAACAAGAAUUGGAAAACGAUGCAGAAUUUAAUGAGGAUUAUUCAGAUGCUAUUAAUAUUCAUAUAAAUGGAGAACAAAGUGGAUGUGCUUGUUAAAGUGGCCAAUUAAAAAGAAUAAAUGUGAUUUUUACCAUCAGAGAUUUUUUGUUUUUGUUUUUGUUUUUAUUUUCAUUUAUUUUUAUUUUUAU